This is a messenger RNA of Harmonia axyridis, 3035 nucleotides long. RefSeq lists its product as uncharacterized. The record is from RefSeq and is a predicted model, not a curated record. The transcript is spliced from 2 exons. NCBI's taxonomy places the organism in Eukaryota, Metazoa, Arthropoda, Insecta, Coleoptera, Coccinellidae. The coding region runs from base 169 to 2679 and encodes 836 amino acids.
GAUUGUGAAAGUCAGUAACCGCACGAAGUUGUAGUCUUCAAGAACUUGAGGAGCAUCUUUUCACUAUUCGAAGUUGUUGUAGUCCUUAUUUUUAGAUAUGUUAAAUUACUAGAUUAGUGAUAACAAGUGUAUUUGAAUUUUUUGUGAAUUCGGAUAUAAUUCAGAAUUAUGAUGUUCAUACAUUGGUACAUAUUUAUGGUAUCCCUUCAUUCGAUAUGGAGUUUGCCACAGACAAAGUUAUUCAAGAUGCCGAAUGUGGAUUUUUCAACUGCACAAGAAAUCAAUGGCCUCGAACCAAGUCCAACACCUGAACUCGAGAGUAGAUCUUACAAUAACAAUGGCAACUUUCUAGAGGCAACACUGGAAGAAGUCCAGAAUAUACUGAAAACUAGUCCAAACCUACCACGCUUAACCAAAGGUGAGAUUCUGGAUUUGAUCGAGAAUAUAACCAAGCAGGAUAUGGAAAAACUACGUAGUUUGAAUAAAAAUAGAAACGGAAAAUCUGUUCUACUUGUCAUGCCAUACUCACCGAAAAAAAACGGGGAAAAUAUGGAAGAUUUGUACACGAAAAAACCUGUCACACAACUUAUCGAAAACGAUAAUGCAACCAUUGAAAACAAGAAGGAAAACAGAAAGAAAAAGCCGUCAUUCAGCUUCACGAAAGACAAUAACAAAAUAUUCGGAAGGAAUGUAACAAAAAUGAGUUACAAACUAACCUUUCCAACAACACAUCCAACAGAGAAAACAUCAGAUAUUCCGUAUGACACUACAUUUCCAAUGACAACGGAGUCGUCAAUUGAAGUCACUACGUUUCGUCGGAGAGUUAGGCCAACCAGGAUAAGACCUCCAACAGUAACCAGACCGACAAGAAGGCGACGAAAACCAACAUCGACUCCUAUUUCCAUCGAAACCAAACAAGAACAUCAAACAGAUAAAUUCCUGCCAGAAAAUGCCAUUCGAGUGACGAAACCACCAGUUUAUAGAUUCACAAGGAGAACAACUACUACUACUACUUCCGAAGUUCCUGAUUUAAAUACGGCUGAGAGUUAUCAAAGCAACGUUUACGUUAAUCCUCCAUCAUUAGGGGUUCCAUCAUCCGAAUUUGAUCAUAUAAUCUCUAGUUUCCAACAAGAUGAACUCAAUCAAGCUGGACCAGUUUUCAAACCAAUUUCCAAUCAGCUAUUCAGAGAUGAAGAAGAAAAUAUUCCAUCAUUAUCAUCAACUUCGAAACCUUUCUCUGAUAGUUUUAUAAUACCAGAGGGUUUUGACCACAUUAUCCGAAACAUGGACUUGGAUUCAGCUGCGAACAGAGAAAAAAUUCUUGAAGAAGCAAUCAGAAGCAACACGGCCUUACCUGUAACAAUCACGACAACCAAUACUCCUUAUCAAAUCACUCCAAGGCCUGAGUUUGUAGCAGAUAAUUUAAGUCCAGAUAUGAAAAACUUGCUUAUGACGUUUGGUUUGAUACCUAACCCUGAAUAUAAGAAAGAUACGCGACAAGAAGAACUACCAUUCAGAUCUGAGCAAAUCGAGGAACACCCUGAAUCCUACCUUGGGUUCAAACCUUUACCAGAGGACGGAGCUCCAAACAAGGACUUAGAUGAUUUAUUGGCAUCCUUUGGAUUAGGUCGGAGUGCCAGAAAAAGUAAAAAGAUCAAAAAGAGGAUAGACGUAAAUCCUGGUUUAGAUCUUUCAAUGAUUCCAGAGAGUAUGAAGGGCGUCGUUUCGAAUUUAGGACUGAGCACUGAGAUCAUCGAAGAUCCAUCUAGAGAAAAAACUGACUCUUUGAAUACUACUGUUGUGACUUCGAAUAAUGAAAGGAUGGAUGAUAUUUACGAAAAUGGAAACGUAACACCUGUAGAUAUAGAAGAAAAAGAUGUCCUGAAUAAUGAAAAUGCUACUCUAUUGGUAGAAUUACCUUCCGAAGAAAAUUUGACGCUAUCUGCUCACUUGGAAGAAAUUCCUAAAACAAACCAUCCUCUCGUGAGCAAUCCUGAAUUAUUGGAAUUGGAUGAAAUCAUCAACGCAACAAACAACUUGGUCGAUGACAAUGACACAAAUGAAUUAUUAAUUGAUAAUGAAUCUCAAAGAAAUGAUGUUACGAUAAACAUUACAAACAUUGAGACCACCACAAAAGGAACAUCGACCAGCGUCGUUUUCAACCCAACUGAUCAAAAAAUAGUGGAGAGGGAAAAGGAACAAUUGGAAAAGUUAGUAGAGCUGAUAAAGACACUCAAAGCGAUUAAUGGUUCUGCAACUGAGAAAGAUUUCGAAAAUGUUGAAUUAGAAACCCUCAAAGAGUUCACCAAAGUACUGAAUGAAUCUCAGAGGACUACUGUUGGUGAACAGAUCGAUAAUGAAAUAAAUCCACUAUAUAACUUUGACGAUAUUGCAAAACUGAAUCUCAAGAGGGAGGAAGCCACCACCGUAGGAUCAGCUUCUACAGAAGAUAUCACAGAAUCUAAAAUAGAGCCCCUUCUUUUAGAAGAAUCCUUUGGAAAGUUACCUGAGGUAGAAACUGAAACAUCGACACCAAAAACAUAUUCUUCAGGUGUUUACUACAUGAUAGAUUGGAAUACUUUCUUGGAAGUUGAUAAUACGAAAGGUACACAUGUUAAUUUGAGGUUUCAACCCAAAGUAGGUGAUCCUGGACGUUUCUAUUCAAUCAACAAUAAUUGAGGUUCCUAAUGGAUUUUGGGAAUCGAAUACAGAGAAAACGUACUGCACAUAUUAUGAGUGAGAUGAGAAUGUGACAGAGUGUAGUGAGACUGACGAUUAGACAAAUUAAUGCUGCUGAAGAUCACAAUAAUUUUAUGAUUCGACGUUUUCAUUAGAUACCCAUGUUAUAUUAUAAAGAAAAUUGUUUUCAAAAAUGUUGGUCAGAACAGUUUGUCUAGAUGUAUUGUGCACUGCAUUGAGAACAGGCCUUAAUGUCUUCUGGAAGAAGAAGAAGUGUUUAAAUGAAGUGAUUGAAUGUUUUAUCUUUAAUUUAUUGUGUUAUUUUAUUCAUGUUGAAAUAAAAUUUUUAAACCAUA